Messenger RNA from Yamadazyma jaroonii, 855 nucleotides. The record is from the annotation of a GenBank genome assembly. NCBI's taxonomy places the organism in Eukaryota, Fungi, Ascomycota, Pichiomycetes, Serinales, Debaryomycetaceae.
AUGAUGAAAAGUAGGAGUUAUCAGAAUCUAAUGGAUAAUAAGAGAAAACCUAGACCUUUGAGUCAAUCGUUAUCGAUCAACAACUUACAUGGAUUUUCGUUGAAAGCCAAAAGUAAAGCUACACCAGUGGUGACAUCUACGAAUAAUAUAAGAUCAACAACUUUAAAAUCCACAAAUUCAUUAACUACAAACUCAAGAUCCACAAAACCAACAUCCACAAAUACAUCAACAACCACAAAUACAAAAUUCACAAAUACAUCAACAACCACAAAUACAAAAUCCACAAAUACAUCAACAACCACAAAACCAGCUACCUCAAAUACAUCAACAAAAUCAAUGAUAAUUCCUUCUAAAUCAAUUUCAACUGAUUCUAAAGACAUCACAGUUAAAUCUUCAAAUGUCAAAUCUUCAAAUGUUACCUUACGUUCAAGUGUUUCAUCCAGAGAGGUUUCCAGCUCAAAGAAAGAAGAAAAGAGAAAGAAGAGAUUCUCUAUAAUAUCUUUCAUCCAACCUGAUAGUGACUCAAGUCCAGAAUCAAUUAUGGACAACAAGAUGGAUAUCGACCUUCAACCUAUUGAAAUGGAUGAUGAUACUUCGAUUGAAUCAGAAUACGACAUAUCUAUUGAACUGAAAAAGAGAACUUCGAACUUAUCCAAUAUCAUGGAAUUCAUUGAUCUUAUCAAUUAUGGAGACGUGAAGAGAAAACUGAUCAAACUUGAAUCUUCCAUCAUAGAAGAGUUCAAUCAAGGCGAUUACAAAGUUCAACCAGUGUCCAAUAUGCUUUUGUUUGGCUAUGAACAUCAACCAUCAACUUUAGAUUUGGAUGAUAUAAAUUAUUGGGACGAUGAAAUAUAA